AUGGCUAAUAAGGGUAGCAUGGUCGGUCAUGUCAAUGAAUUAAAAUUGAAGGAAGACGAUUUCAACGGAUGGGUUGAACGUUUUGAGCUGUAUAUUCAGCUUAAUGAAGUAAAUACACAUAAAAAAAAAUUAUUAUUUUUAACCCUGAUUGGUAAUGAAGGGUAUUCUUUAUUACGGGAUUUGUGUUUACCUGUUAAACCAUUGGAUAAAUCUUAUGAUAAUCUUAAAACCUUGUUAUCGGAAUACAUGAAUCCGAAGCCGAAUGUGGUCACCGAACGUUUCAAAUUUAAGGAAUGGAGACAGGGCAACGAAACAAUUAUUCAAUUCGUUGCAGUGUUAAAGAAAAUGUCAGAAUUUUGUGGGUUUGGCACUCAUUUGGAGGAUGCCUUAAGAGAUCAAUUAGUUUGGGGUAUCAAGGACCAAAAUAUUCAGAAGAGGUUACUGUCGGAAGCUUCCUUGAAUUUUAAAAGAUCUGUGGAACUGAGUGUCGCAAUGGAAGCAGCAACCAAUGAUGUAAACCAACUACAUAAUCAAAAUCAAGUGGAAGUGCUGUAUCAGGAACCAAAGAAUGAGCUUGUGGUCGGUAGCAGAGUACAGCGGAAAGCAAUGUCUACGGGCUUGCGUCAGAAGCGAACGGAGUUGGUUUGUUAUUGUUGUGGGGAAGCUGGUCAUGUGAAGCCUAAAUGUAAGUAUAAAGAUUUGUUGUGUAAAAAAUGUAAUAAGAAAGGUCAUUUAAAAAAAGUGUGUAAAAAUGACUCUUUCAAUGUAAAUAACUUGGAACAGGAUGAAGUGGGUAUGAUGGAAAUGGAAUCUUUAUAUAAUUUAGUACCUUUACAGGUUAAUUUUAUUAAACCUUAUUGUUUGGAGUUGAUAGUCGAUGGAAAAAACGUUUUAUUUCAAAUUGAUACUGGAUCUGGUAUAUCUGUUAUAUCUGUAGAUAGUGUUAAAAAAUUUAAAAUUGGUAGUUUGGACAAAUUAAUUAAAACUAACUUAAAAUUAAAAGCAUAUAAUGGUAAUAUUAUCAAUCCUCUGGGUAUAUUGUCUUUAGUUAUUGGUCAUAAGGGUUUAUGUAAGACAUUAGAUUUGUAUGUGGUUAACGAAGGGGGUCCACCGAUUAUGGGGAGAGAUUGGAUUACUGCCUUUAAGGUACUUCCAAUGGAAUUAGGUUUAAAUACCUUGAGUGUCCAAAGCAUGGCGGAGAGGUUUCCGUCGGUUUUUAGUAAUUCCUUGGGAUGUUAUAAAAAUAAGACUUUUGAGUUGGUACUUAAAUCUGAUUCAAAACCAAUAUUUUGUAGACCUAGAAUUAUUCCUUUUUCAUUAAAGGAUAAGGUUAGUUUGGAACUGGAUAGAAUGAUAGCGGAUGGUUUAUUAGAGCCAGUGGAAUCUUCAGAUUGGGCCACACCGAUUGUACCUGUAGUGAAAGUGGAUGGGAGUAUUAGAUUGUGUGGCGAUUAUAAGGUUACUGUUAAUAAAAGUUUGGUUGUGGAUAGGUACCCAAUACCACGAGUGAAUGAAUUAUUAAGUAGGUUUCAGGGGGCGACUAAAUUUUGUACCUUAGACCUUUGUCAGGCUUAUCAACAACUGCCUUUGAGUGCAGAGAGUCAGAAAUUAACGACGAUUACUACUCAUAGAGGUUUAUUUUUUUUUAAAAGGGUGCCAUAUGGUAUUGCAUCUGCACCAGGAUUACUUCAAAGAGAAAUGGAAAAUAUUUUAAGUGGUUUAACGGGAGUUGGUUGUUUUUACGAUGAUGUAGUUAUAGCUGGUAAGGAUGACAAAGAAGUCACAGAGAGACUGCUGGGGAUGUUAGAAAGGUUUGAGUCUGCUGGUUUAACAGUUAAGGCUAGUAAGUGUAAAUUGAUGCAAGAUAGUGUCACUUUUUUAGGACAUUGUGUUGAUAAGGAUGGUUUGCAUAUUCCUGAAGAAAGAGUUAAAGCCAUUGCCCAGGUGAAAACUCCUGAAAAUGUGCAUCAAUUAAAAGCUUUUUUAGGUCUAGUCAAUUAUUAUGGUAAAUUUUUUAGAAACAUGUCCUCUAUGGCUAGUCCUUUGUAUUUUUUAUUGAAGGCUAAUGUUAAAUUUUGUUGGGGUCCUGAGCAAAAUAAAGCAUUUAUUAAUAUUAAAAAUCAUUUAAUGUCUAAAACGGUACUCACACAUUAUGAUACAACCUUGGAAUUGGUUUUAGCUUGUGAUGCCAGCCCUAAGGGUAUAGGUGCGGUUUUGUCACAUAGGUUUCACAAUGGGGAGGAAAAGCCCAUUGCAUUUGCUUCAAGGACGCUUAGUAAAAGCGAGCAGGGGUAUUCACAGCUGGAUAAGGAGGCUUUGGCUUUGGUUUUUGGUGUCAAAUAUUUUCAUCAGUAUUUGUAUGGCAGACCUUUCAUUCUUAAAACGGAUCAUAAACCUUUAAUAUCAAUUUUUGGAGAAAAAAAAGGGAUUCCGGUCAUGGCAGCCCAUAGACUACAGAGAUAUGCAAUUUUUCUCGCUGGUUAUUCUUAUAAUAUCGAAUUUGUGAAGGGAGUUGACAAUGGCAAUGCGGAUGCCUUAUCCCGAUUACCAAUUGAGGGAGCUGAUAUGAUCAAUCAUGUGUUUUGUAGUAAUUUUUUUAUUAAUUUAAUAACCACAAAUGUUCAGGGGAUUGCUGAUUUAGAUAUUUGUGAGGAAAUUCAGAGGGACAAGGUAUUAAAAAAAGUUUUUUUGUUGGUGAUGUCGGGGAAGUGGCCUAAUUCCAGUAAAUAA
This is a messenger RNA of Macrosiphum euphorbiae (potato aphid), 2730 nucleotides long. The record is from the annotation of a GenBank genome assembly. NCBI's taxonomy places the organism in Eukaryota, Metazoa, Arthropoda, Insecta, Hemiptera, Aphididae.